This is a messenger RNA of Electrophorus electricus (electric eel), 3520 nucleotides long. Lineage: Eukaryota; Metazoa; Chordata; Actinopteri; Gymnotiformes; Gymnotidae. The record is from RefSeq and is a predicted model, not a curated record.
AUACGACGUGUGCGCCGGUGCCUGAAAGCGGCGUGCAAAAUGUGGACAGCACCCAGUCGGGACUAUGAUAAGUCUCGGGGUGUCCGUCCUAGGCUAGGCUAGGCUAGGCUAAGCUAACGUUAGCUUCACCUAGCCCGGACAAGCUCCCCGAAUUCGGUUGGUGUAAGUCAGUCAGAGCUUGCUAGGUUAGCGAGCUUCACCGUUGGAUGCGAGUUUUUAUUUUUUUGGCGACUGAAUAAGUAGCUGGCCAGCUAAUAGUUAACAUGCCACAACGUGUUACAUAAUAGUAUUAGUCUCACCCUCAAUUUUGUGAGCGUCCUCAGAUAAUUCGGCUAACAGGGAUGACUCCUGGCGACGGUCGGAUAUGCAAAUAGCUAAAAGCAGUCUUGAGAAUCGCAUCGGGAUUUGUAAAAUCGCUUUGAUGCCGUUCUGCGAUGGGCUUUUUGCUUGCUGGUUGCCAUGGCGACUCAGACUGAGCAGCGUCCCGUGUUGGCACUCAGUGCAGUGAACCAAAUGGGUUGCCGCUGCGCCCGAGUCGUUCUCCUCCUGCUGCUCCAGGCGUUGUGCUUGUUGGCUGAAGAUGGGUCCAUUGACUGCAUGUGUGUGGGCAGUGGCUGCCUGUCAGAGCAGUGUAAGGGGGAGCAGUGUUUCAUCGCCGUGACGAUUAGCAACGGCGAGCCUUCCUUCCGGCGCGGCUGUCUGUUUGGUUCAGAGAGCAGGCGCAUGACCUGCUCGGCGGCGCCCUCAGCCAGUCAUGUGGUGGAGUGCUGCUCGCAGCCCAUGUGCAACGUCAACGCCUCCAUGGAGUCUCUGCUUCAGCUGCUACAGACAAGUCCAGGCAGCGGCCCGGCGCGCUAUCGCCCAGAGACGGUGCUGCUUUUCAUCUUCCUGGGCCCCGUGGUGGCCCUGGCCCUGCUGGCCACGCCCACCCUUCUGCUCUGCCGCAGGCUCCGCCCAGGCCGUCUGGAGAGGCUGCGCGAGUUCGACACGGAGCAGGGUGCCGUGGAUGGCCUCAUCACCUCCAAUGUGGGAGACAGCACGCUGGCGGAUCUUCUGGAUCAGUCGUGCACGUCAGGCAGUGGCUCCGGACUGCCCUUCCUGGUCCAGAGGACAGUGGCCCGCCAGAUCAGCCUGGUAGAGUGUGUUGGGAAAGGGCGUUACGGGGAGGUGUGGCGGGGCCAGUGGCAGGGAGAGAACGUCGCCGUGAAAAUCUUCUCCUCAAGAGACGAGAAGUCCUGGUUUCGGGAGACGGAGAUCUACAACACCGUGCUACUGCGGCACGAGAACAUAUUAGGUUUCAUGGCGUCGGACAUGACGUCGCGGAACUCCAGCACACAGCUGUGGCUGAUCACACACUACCACGAGAACGGCUCGCUGUACGACUACCUGCAGCGCGCGCCGGUGGACACAGCCGACGGCCUGCUCAUGGCCGCCUCGGUGGCCAGCGGCCUGGUGCACCUGCACACGGAGAUCUUCGGCACGGAGGGCAAGCCGGCCAUCGCCCACCGCGACCUGAAGAGCAAGAACGUCCUGGUGAAGAAGGACCUACGCUGUUGCAUCGCCGACCUCGGCCUGGCAGUCACUCACUCCCAGGCAGAUAACCAGCUGGACGUGGGCAACAAUCCUAAAGUGGGCACUAAACGCUACAUGGCCCCGGAGGUGCUGGACGAGUCCAUCCAGACCGACUGCUUCGACGCCUACAAGAGGGUGGACAUCUGGGCGUUCGGCCUGGUGCUGUGGGAGAUCGCCCGACGCACGUAUAGCAAUGGGAUUGUGGAGGACUACAGACCUCCGUUCUAUGAUCUGGUGCCCAACGACCCGAGCUUCGACGACAUGCGCAAAGUGGUGUGUGUUGAGCAGCAGAGGCCGUUCGUGCCCAAUCGCUGGUUCUCUGACCCCACGCUAUCCGCCCUGGUGAAACUGAUGAAGGAGUGCUGGUACCAGAACCCUUCAGCACGCCUGACAGCACUGCGCAUCAAAAAGACUCUAGACAAGAUCCACAGCUCCCUAGAGAAGGCCAAGCCAGACUGCUGAGGCCCCACCCUCUUCCCUGCUCCCACCCCGCCCCUCGGAGACGGAGAUUGCGAGCCAUACUGAAUCACCAGAGCCCACAGGAAGAGGCCCCACACACACGCUGGCAUUCUGAGCCUGGAUGUUCUCCGUCUUGCUGAUCUAGAAGCAGCCCCUCCCCCGUCCUUUAAUCAUGUCUGUUAUAGCACAGCGAGCCAGCGCUGAUCUCAGGUCAGCACUCCUGGCCUUCGUCGAUACAAAGAAAGCCAGUCGUUCUCUUUAUGAAUCAUUCGUUCAGUGGCUCGCUUUUUUGUAUCCUGCACCAUUUCCCUUCACCAACUUCAAUAAAAAGUACUUCUGUGCAGGACAGCGACUUCCUGUCCUGGAUUGCACCCUGGCCUGCACCAAUUUUAACCACCGCUUGAACCACUGACCAGAGGAUUUCGAAAGGUUUUGAUGGGUUCUCUCCCUCGUCUGUAGAAACCUGUCAUACCUGGCCAGCAGACCAAUUUUGGGCAUCAACACACUGUACGGUCCUUGCCACAGAGAGAUGACCAAGAGAAGAGAGAUGAGAUAUGAUGACAGGCCUCGGGGAACUGACUAUAGAUCAGCCCGUUUACUGAGAUGCUGGAUGUUUUUAAACUCGGAAGGUCAUUUUCCAGACAAUCUCACCAUACGCGUGUGAAUCUAUAACACUGGAUAAAUUAUAAGACUACAUGCGAUAGGACGUAUGGUAUCAAGACUACCUACUAGAGUAACGUUUGGGGGGUGGGGGGGUGUUUAAAAAAAAAAAAAAAAAAAAAACCCUGAGUCUUCACCCUUCUUUACAAUGAAACAUUAAAGCCACCCCCUCCACACCCACCCCUGGCCAGUGUUAGUUUGGUUGGCUGCAGGGGGCGGGCCUUGCUGUCUCAGGCCCAGUUCUGACUGGACUAGGAGCUAUGACAUCAUCGCGUCGUCAUGCCUCAUGCCCGCUGGACAGAGGCUAUUGUAGCACUGACACUUUUUUGUUUCGUUUUUUUUGCGCAAUACCGCUCUCUCCAUCCCUAACGCCUCCUCGCCCUGGCCAGCCACGCUGAAAGUCGUGUUGCUGCAUUACAAGAGUUCUCAUAACUGACUCCAGAAUCGUAAGGCUUCCUCUCACACAUUUUUGAUGCACAUUUUCACCAUUUUUCUGUCAUUCUUUAAAACUUUCUCACAUACACAAUCCUUCAUGUCCCUUGCUGGCUGUCGCCGUCACGUACAUUGUGGCGCGUCCAAACGUACCCGGUACCAAAAGGCUUGCGUGCGUUUUGUUACUGAAGUGCACAAUGAGCAGAGCCGGUGCGAUUUAAACAGCCAUUGCUAGGAUCACCUUUAGAAGAAAGACAACCUACUUUUGGAGUCAGCUGGGGAGGUGCACUGUAUCUUGUAUGAGAAUGCUUUUGGCCUACUACUGUGAGCUUAAAGCAUUCCUUCUGUUCACCCUUCCACUCUCCCUGCUGGAGGGGACAAAUGUAUUCAAGGUCAA